Molecule: messenger RNA, 1548 nt
Organism: Callorhinus ursinus (northern fur seal)
Lineage: Eukaryota; Metazoa; Chordata; Mammalia; Carnivora; Otariidae
Source: RefSeq, a predicted model, not a curated record
AUGCAGAGUGUUGAGGCGACAGCUGUCCCUGGGGAGAUCAGGAAAGGCUUCCCAGAGAAGGAGAUCCUGCCGCUGGAUGUUUCCAGUGGAAAGAAUGGAACCCAUGAGAAGAAGAGACUGGGCUGCCAUUUGCCUCAGCUCCAAACUUCCCACGCUGCCAUCAUCCUGGACGCCCAGAAUCCUGAGCAGCCCCCACUCGCUGGUGGCUUCGCGGCCUUCCGUCAGCCGCCUGGACUCCGCCCGGGCUCCCUCCAGGUGCUCUCCCUCCCGCCGCUCGGCCUCCAGAACGCACCGCCUUCCGCAUCUCCCUCGCUCCGCACAAGUGACCUUCUCCGGCGGACGGACGACAAGGCGUGGGUAUCUGCCGAGUCCACUUGGCAAAACUGCGCCCCGCGAGGGUCCGAGAGCGCGCCGUGCACACUUACUACUGCUCCUGAAUUAACCGGUCAUCUGGUAUACAUCGCGCCCGCCGGGCGGCCACUGAAAGCUCUUCGAAUGGUAAAGAGAAGGCAAAGCCCCCAACGCCGUCCACACGCGCCUCUGCGGACCCCCGGGCCCCUUCCCGCGUGUCGCACACGCUCACCUAGUGCCCGGCUGAGGGCCCGGAGCGCCCGCGCGCAGGGUGUGCUCCAGCGGCUCGCACCACGCGCUCCCGUCCUCGUGCUGAGGCCGCCGCCGCCGGGAUUAAAGAGAAAGAAACAAAGCAUCAUGGGAAACGGAGUUCUCCAUUCAAAGCACCAAAAACGCGCCAAGCCCACGCCUCCCUCCCCCUCCAUUCCCGGGUUGGUGGGAGAGAAGCCAAGGGGGAGGGGAGUCCUUUUCACCCCUCCACGUGCACCCCCUCGGCCCGCGCCCCCCCAGGUCCCCCCCCCGCAGCCUAAAGGUCAGCGGCGGAGGAGAAAGGAGGGCCCCCCCCGCUUCCCGCGCGCUCCCCGCUACCCCUCAACUGCACUCUUGCUCCUCUGCAGCUCUCAAGUCCCGCCCGCUCCGUUCCCCCCCCGUCCCCUCCCACCCAGCAGUCAACCCCCCUCCCCGCUCCCGGCGGCCCCCACGAAGGUCCCCGCUUCUGCCCGCUCCCGGCCCUCGCAGGUGGCACGCGCGGCGACCCCGCGCCGGCCAGCCCGCUCCCGGCGCCCGCGCGACACGCCGCCCGUAGCGCUCCGGGGACCCGGGCGAGCGCUGCCUCCCGCCGAGCCCGAGGAGGAAGAGAAGCGGGGAGACGCGUCCCGGCGACUCCUCGGGGCCGCGGGCUCACGCCUCACCCGAGCGCCACCCCCCCACCCCGGUCCCGACGGCGCGGGGCACUGGCCCGGCGGCCACCACUUGAGGAGCGCUCCGUCCCCUCGGCCCUCGCUGCAGGCUUUAAUUAAAGGCGCGCCUGGGCCGCCGGCCGGGCCGGAGCCGGUGCCACUGGCGCAGAGCCCAGGGUGGCGCGCUCGCCCCAUCCCCCCACCGGAGACAAGACGACGAGGCCCACGGAGCCGUGGGACCCGGGUGUCCUCCCCAACCCGGCGCGCGCGCAUGCGCGCCGCCUCGCCGCUAGACUGA